GGCUUUUAGGUUUCAUUCCAGAUAUGUUGUUAUGGUAUUAGAGCCCGGUUUGAAACCCUACCCGCCACCCAUGGCAGAAAAUCAAACAGCAACGAACACUCAAGCAGCUGCUAACGAGCAGCCAUCAAUUGAUCAACCACCACCAGUUACUUACCAGAUGGAAGAUCCUUACUUCUUUCAUGGAUCAAAGCAGUUAGAGUCAACCUUGGUUGCCGAGAGACUCAACACCACCAACUACGACGAUAAGAGCCGAGCUAUGUUCAACCAGAACCACAAGAGACAGAUCCAAAGCAUGGAGUUUGGAUAAGGAACAAUGUGAUGAUACUUAGUUGGAUACUGCAGUCAGUAGAGAGUGGGAUAAGGUAGACAAUCCUCUCCAAUAAGUCAGCACUUGAAGCAUGGAGGAGCUUGUAGACCAGAUAUGAAUCUGGAGACAUCAUCAGGGUUGCAGAGCUUGAGGAGGCACUGGCCAACCUGAAACAAGGUAACCAUACGAUUACUGAAUACUAUGGUAGAGUCAUUACUCUUAGGAAUGAGUUAGAUAACUAUCAACCACUUAUCCCCUGUGAUUGCACACCUACUAGUCACAAUGACAACAGAGCUAUGAAAAGAGUGAUGGAAUAUCAUUAAAGUAGCUAUUUUAUACAGUUUCUUAGAGGAGUUAAUGAAAACUUCUCUGGAGUUAGAUCACAAGUUCUUUUUGGAGAUGAGCUUCCAGGCAUUAAUAGAGUUUUUCAAAGAAUGCUCCAACCUGAGAGGCAACUUUGUGGAAUACAAACCGGGAAAUUGGUAGCUUCUGUUAUUGCAGAUGUGAUAGACCAUUGAUUGUACAUGUUUUUGCCCCUAUUCUUGAGCCGUUUGAGAUGUUGAUUCUCGUGUUUUAAGCCGAUUUCACGUUAGGUUGUUCUUGUUUGUGAUAUUUCAGAUCCUAGUACGUGAAUGAAGGUUUGGGAAUGAGUUUGGGGUCGAUUGGACGAAGAUUGGACGUUUGGCGAGAAGCUGAGGAAGCCACACGGGCACUCCUAAAAACCCACAAGGCCGUGUGACCUGGCUGUGUGACAUCAAAUUGCAUGGGCAAACUCACACGGGCCAUGUAGGGGACCCCUUGUGGCCGUGUGGAAAUUCCAAGGAACUCAGACGGGCAGCCUGGAAAUCCACACGGCCGUGUGGGUCUGGCCGUGUAGGAAGCCUGAAGUCACUUAACGAAACGCCGCGUUUUGCAAACUCACAAGGGUAGUUGGGAAAGCCACACGACCGUGUGGCCUGGCCGUGUGGUCGAGAAAUUAUGGGUUUUAACCCAAUUUCGAGCCAAAGGAAAGGGAGAGCUGGGUUUUGGAUCCCAAACACCCAAGGGACGAACCAAAGAGAGAGAGGGCGAUUUGAGGGCAUUCUUGGAGUGGAACUGGAGGAUUUCUUCGCCUAGGAAGUUCGUGGAACAAGCCCGGACUUGAAGACUGAUCAUCUGAAGAUUCUUACUGUAGUCUCUCUCUUCUCUAUGGAGUAACUUCCCUUCACUUAGGUUUUGAGGAACCCUAGGUAUGUUUGUUUGAUUGGAUGAUUGUAUGAGUACUCUGACUUGAUAACCUUGAGUUCAUAUUCAAUCUAUGCAUAUUUUCAUGAUUCAAUUCUGCUUUAGUCGAGAUUAUUGAUUCUGCUUUGAUCCUAUGAGAGCAAAUACCUGAUUAGGUCAAUAGAGCACCAUAGAUUGAUAGUAGUGGAUCGAUUGCUUUAGUCGAGGGUUGAUUCGCUGCUUUGUAUCGAUUGAGAACCUCUUUCGAUAGAGGGAGUCUAGUUCAGAACGCCUUGAUCGGUUGUUCUAGAGAAGGAUACGUCCCUCUAGGCAAUUGACUCUAGAGGGCCUUGUUCCUUUAGUCGAGACUCAAGGUCUAGUCAUGGAUUCUCCGCAUUGUGAGUGAAAGUGAAACAAGUUAGAAAUCAUCAAUCAUUAAUCUGGCUAGUGGCUAGGGGGAAUCAUACCUAAGCGAGUUCCCAACCUGUAAUUAGAUUAAGUUUAACUGUAGUUUGCUAGAGUAGUUUUAGUUCUUUCAUCUUAAUCUGGUUUGCUAGAUAAUGAACUGAAACUGAGUAA
This is a messenger RNA of Linum trigynum, 2089 nucleotides long. NCBI's taxonomy places the organism in Eukaryota, Viridiplantae, Streptophyta, Magnoliopsida, Malpighiales, Linaceae. The record is from the annotation of a GenBank genome assembly.